AUGUACCUCUCAUUGGUACAGUUAGCCCCAGAUGAGCAUCUGUCCCUGGUGGAGAUCAAGGCCCUGCUCCCCCGGAGGCUGGGGGAGAGGCUGGAGGAUGUGAGGGCAGCGUUCAAGGCCCUGGACCCCGAGGGGAGCGGCUCAGUGACCCGGGGGGAGUUCAGACAGGUGGUGGAGGCCUUCCUCUUCCCCCUCACGCAGACCCAGCUCAACGCCAUGCUGGCCAAGGUGUCUAAGAGAGACAGUGUAACGGUGGACUACAUGGACUUCCUGAGGAGGUACAGCAGGGUGACUACAGCACAGAGACCCUACAGCUCUACAGCCUCCUCUACAGCACAGAGACCCUACAGCUCUACACCCUCCUCUACAGCACAGAGACCCUACAGCUCUACAGCCCCCUCUACAGCACAGAGACCAGACACCUCUACAGCCUCCUCUACAGCACAGAGACCAGACACCUCUACAGCCUCCUCUACAGCACAGAGACCAGACACCUCUACAGCCUCCUCUACAGCACAGAGACCCUACAGCUCUACAGCCUCCUCUACAGCACAGAGACCAGACACCUCUACAGCCUCCUCUACAGCACAGAGACCAGACACCUCUACAGCCUCCUCUACAGCACAGAGACCCUUCAGCAACACCAGGUGUGUCUCUGGAUCAGACCAGAGGGGUAUGACCCUGACUGAGAUACAGCAACGCCUCAAACACAAGAUUGGGAGCAACCUGAAGAAUGUAAUCCGGGCCUUUCGUCUGUUCGACUACAACCGAGACGGACAAAUCCAGCAACACGAGCUGCGCAGGAUACUGGAGAGCUACUGCUUCCCCUUAUCACAGAGAGACUACCAGAGACUGUGGACCCACCACAGCCCUAACAACAUGGCAACUAUGUCCUACAAAGUGUUCCUGGAGAAGCUGGGCCUGGAAUCUAACAAGUACAGGAAGUUUGUCCCGGAGCCUCCAAAGCUAGCAUUGGGCUGGCAAGAAAUUAGUCCUCCAGACAAGAUAAAACUGAGGAACAGAGCCGUGUCCCAGAAUGCAACAGGAGAUACACAGGAGAGCCAAGGCCUGACUCAAGACGAGCUGCAGACGCUCUUCCUGAAAAAGUUGUGUGUGAGCUGUACCCUAGUGUGGAGAGCAUUGCAAGCGUUUGAUGUCACCCACUCUGGACUGGUGCCACAGGAAGACCUGAGGGCCGUCCUCAGCAGCUUCCUGUUUCCCAUGAGCCUCAGCACCUUCCAGAGCCUGACCUGCCGUUUUGGGGUGAGAGCAACAGGGCCUGUGAAAUGGAAACAGUUCCUGGGUCAGUUUCAGGGUCCAGUCACAGAGGAGGACAGCACCACUCCUCAAACAGACAGGGUUCCUGAGCUACCUGACGCAGAGGAGGGCCAUCGGCGUCUGACAGAGUUCUACCCUAUACUGAAGAGAGCCUUUAAACAGUUGGACAGGGGUAGGAUAGGGAGGAUCACCAGGGCAGACCUUCGUCAGGCUUUGGAAGUCCCCCGGUAUAACCUGAGGGGUCCCCAGAGCUCCUGGUCCAGCCGCAGGGAGCCCCACACCCCCAGGCCCCGUCUGAGCCCAGCCCAGGUCAGAGAGCUCCUGAUCCUGCUGGACCCAGAGCACACUGGAGUCAUCACUCAGCCCAGCCUGGAGCUGCUCAAACCCAGGAGGGUGCACUCUUCCCCGGGGAGGGAGACACUACACACCCCUACUGGAGGACGGAAAGAGGAGGUCAUGGAGGAUGUGGCUCAGGUGAAGGGCUUGCUGCGUGAUAAGCUGAGUGAUCAGAUAGGUCCCAUGCUGGAGGCUUUAGGGGACUGUGACCCUCGACAGACAGGAUCUGUUCGCCAUGAAGACCUGAGAAGGAUCAUACAAUGUUACGGCCUGCCCCUCUCACACACACAUUUCAACAAGCUGUGUGAGGCUGGUUUAGACCCAGGGUCAUGCAGGGUCAGGUACAGACAGUUCCUCAGGGCCCUGGGCCUGCCUACAGGAGAGACACAGACAGGCACUAUACACUACCCCCGCAAGGUCUCUGGCAGACUGAACUAUCAAUCCCAGAAUGCCUUGGUGAACAACAAGCCAGUGCGUUCCCCCAGCGCCACUGUGGGGGGUCCAACGGUUCACAUGGUGGAGAACAUUAUGUUUAGCAAGCUCAAAGAGAGGCUGGACCACAGACACGUUACCCUCGACGACCAUAUCCGGGCAACGGCCAGAAGCUCAGAUGGAAUGGUGUCGUUGAGCGAUCUAAAGAAGAUACUGGAUGACAGCGGUAUCACCUUGGAUGAGAAGCAGUUCCGCAAGCUCAAAGUAUCGCUUGGUUUCAAAGAUGGAAAAAUGUCCUGUUCGGCUUUCCUGGAUAAGUAUGAUGAGAACCAGGCCAGAGAGCAGAACCAGGCCUCGGGGGGUAACCGUGGUAACCUGCGGGCUAAGCCACGCCUCCUGACAGCGGAGGACUGCCUCGGUGUGAUCAAAGAGAGGAUCGAGAACAUCCACGGGGACAUCCUGUCAGCGUUCCGUGUGAUGGAUAAGAACUGUGACAGCGUGGUGGACAGGCAUGACUUCAGAGAGCUGUAUGACAGUCUGGGCCUGGUCAGCAAGGAGAGAGAGUACCAGCGCCUGCUGCAGCUGCUGGGCCUGCAGCCUGGAGCCAACCUCAACUACCCAGAGUUCUUCACCCUCGUCCAAUCCAGCGGCAAGACCCGCAGGCAGAAUUUCAAGCCAGCCAAUGGGCCAGACCAACUGCAUGACCACCUGGUGUCCAACGCACGCCACAGAUGGACUGAUAUGUCAAAGGUGAUUUGUCGCUUUGAUGAAGAUGGUCAGGGUCUGGUCUUUAAGAAGGACCUCAGAAGUCUCCUCUAUACCUACGACCUCCCCAUCAGUCCUGAUGAGUUUGAGGAACUGUGGGCCAGGUAUGAUGGAGAAGGGCGUGGCUACCUCACCUGUGCUGCGUUCCUAGAGAAGCUGGGCGUGGAUCCACAGGAGGUGGGACAUGCGAGGAAGGAUGCAGACACCACUCCCAGAGAUUGUCUCCCUGCAGGGGCUACGCUGCAGGACGUUGAGCGCGUGGUGCAGGGUAACUGUGAGGGGUUGAGCAGUGCUCUGACCCGCCUGGAUAAGAAGAGAGAGGGCCUAGUCAGGGUGGAGGACCUAAAGAGUCUGCUCCAGAGAUACAACUGUCCCCUACACAGACACCAGCUCACCCACCUCCUACACACACUCAAGGUUCCAAUGGACAGUGAGGACAGGACGUUGUCAUAUGUGGACUUCCUGAAGGCAUUUGACCACGUGACAGGGAAGGGGUGUGAGCACCCCCCUAGGCCCUGUGGAUCCCCUGACCCAGCCGAGAGUCUGGAGUGGCUCAGUCCUGAAAGAGCUGCUGGUAGGAUACGGGAACUGGUCACUGCAUCGAUGGAUAUCCUCCACAAGGCCUUCUCUGCCUUCGACAGGAGUGGGAACGGGACGGUCACCCCUCUGGAGUUCCGGCGGGUGCUGGACCAUUUUUGUGCCCACCUCUCGGACCCCCAGUUCAGAUUCCUGCUCGACAGAAUGAAACUGAACUGGGAGAACCACACGGUGUACUGGAGAGACUUCCUCAACCAGUUCAACCUAUGCAACCUGGACGUGUGUGACUGGGUCUGUGUGUGUGUGUGGGGGGGGUCCAUACUCUGUGUUUAUACGUAGGCUGUGCAUUAUGCAUCUGUUUUUAUUUGUUGCGUGUGUAUGCAUCUGUGUGUGCAGACCCCUGAGGAUUGGUCAGACAGAGUGGGUAAGGCAGGUUUACCCGCCCAGCCCCAGCCUCUGCCAAUCAGUGAGGAAGUUGUCUCCGCCUGCCUGUACACCAUCACCAAGGAGAUAGUGGACUUAGACCACACCCAUAACAACACCAUCUCUAAAGAGGACUUCAGAAUGAUGUGUGACCGCCAUUUCAUGAGGCUCACCUGUGACCAGUUUGAGAGGGUGUGGGAGAAGCUGCCAGUGAAUGUGCUGGGGGAUCUGGAGUACAGGGAGUUCCUGAAGCACGCCAGGGGAACUGUUGGGAUAAGGGACAAGACCACAGACCCAGUGGACAUCAGUCCCCUGAAAUCUGCAUCACCACCAUCCCCUGGGCUCAUAGAUAUGAUGUCAUCAUCACCACCAUCCCUUGGGGCCAUAGAUAGGAUGUCAUCAUCACCACCAGCUCUACAGAGGCCAAAGUCUACAGGCAGCAACCUCCAACGCUCAAAGUCGGAGGUGGGAGUGUCCAGCAGGGCCAGGCGUCCGUCCACGGCGGGGGGAGAGAGGGAGAGCCCCCUGGUGGACUGUGAGGAGGUGGAGAGAAGGCUGAAGGGGGAGGUGCAGCGCUGCUGGAGGGACAUCCAGAGGAGGUGCAGGGAGGAGGACAGAGAGAGAGACGGAGAGAUCAGCACACGCUGCUUCCUGGACAUCCUGCAAAGCCUCAACGUCAGUGUGACCCAGAAGGAGCUUGAUCGGCUGGCCGUAAAGUUCGACAUGAAGGACAGUGGGCGCGUGUCAUAUCCUGACUUCCUACGUCACUUCCUCCUCAACUUCAAACCGCCAGCAGUCAGACAGCCCUUUGAGCGGCCCAAACUACCUCUCCCCACUACACCGAUGAGUGGGGGUGUUCUCAGUAGACAGUGUGUGGAAGCCAUGCUGAGGCUCUAUGACCCGGUCCAGCAGGUCUGGCGCUCCUUGAGGCAAAACUUUGUUACCUUCGACCACAACCGCAGUGGCAAAAUCUCUAUCAAGGAAUUCAGAAAGGUACUAAGGCAGUUCAGAGUGAACCUAUCCGAGGAGGAAUUCUUCCACCUCACCUCUUUCUUUGACAAGAACACUACGGGGAAGAUCUCCUACAAUGACUUCCUACGGGGCUUCCUACACUGACCUCUAACCUCUGCCCUCUAACUAUGGCCCUACUGUAGGCUCCUGUGAAGGUUUAGCUAGUUAUCACUGAUAAAUCAGUCCAUAUUGAUCGCUAUAAUUUUACUGUACCACUGAGUGAAGGAGGGAUACACAGAAUUAUUACAAAAUCAUGUCAUGUAAAUUUAAACAUAUAAAGUGAUAUAUUAUAUAAAAUAUAUAUUUGAGGGUUUUCUCCCAAUAUCUUCCCCUGGCAUAUCUACAGCUUUUUCUCCCUCUAGCAUACCGAUUUAUCUCCCUGCUGUGUGACUUUAUGAUACUGAUUGCUUUCCGAACCAAACCCAACCAAAUAAAGUGCUUUUGGAUGAUGUACGGACUGUCUUUGUUCCCAUCUGACGGGAAACGAAAUGGAUGACAAGGAGAAGGAGAGGGCGUUUGUCAUUCAUGAGAUAGACAGCAUCACCGUUGCAAGACAGAACCCAGAGAGAGAGAGAGAGAUCAUUAUCUAAAUAAUCUACAGAAAGAUGGAGAGAGAGUGAACAACGGAAGGGGCCAAUGGAGAUGGAGUGUGAGACCAUGGAAAGAUAGAGAGGGAUGGAUAGAAGGAAAAUAAAGAGAGAGAGGAGAUGGGAGUCUACAUGAUAGGUACUAUAUUAAUGGUGUAAAGCGAAAAGCCAUCCGCAAAUAAAUUACCCCAUCUCCUC
Salmo salar (Atlantic salmon) is the source of this 5567-nucleotide messenger RNA. The record is from RefSeq and is a predicted model, not a curated record. NCBI's taxonomy places the organism in Eukaryota, Metazoa, Chordata, Actinopteri, Salmoniformes, Salmonidae.